This is a messenger RNA of Toxorhynchites rutilus septentrionalis, 861 nucleotides long. Its product is annotated as syntaxin-binding protein 5-like. The record is from RefSeq and is a predicted model, not a curated record. Gene Ontology annotation, biological process: regulation of protein secretion; regulation of exocytosis. The coding region runs from base 16 to 441 and encodes 141 amino acids. Gene Ontology annotation, cellular component: plasma membrane; SNARE complex; cytoplasm. The transcript is spliced from 3 exons. Gene Ontology annotation, molecular function: GTPase activator activity; myosin II binding; syntaxin binding. Lineage: Eukaryota; Metazoa; Arthropoda; Insecta; Diptera; Culicidae.
CACUCUCGUUGGUAGAUGAGCGGUUACGCAUGUUACGAGCUACCCUCCACAAGCAACCAGUAUAGUGAUAUGCUUGGAGAAUUAUAUUCCACACACGAAAUGCCAGAAGUCCCCAAGGAAAGUUUUUUCAAAGGUCUUUUUGGUUGUGGAAUGAGAAAUCUAGAUCGUGAAGAACUAUUUGGCGAAUCUAGUGGAAAAGCAAACAAAUCAGUUGCUAAACAUAUCCCUGGUUCUAGCAGCAACAUUCAGGAGCUGAAUACAAGAACUAUAUCUGCAACAUCAGAAGUUGGUCGAGCCCACCAACUGAUGCUAGAAAGAGGGGAUAAACUAGGACAACUUGAGGAAAGAACUGAACGUAUGGCUAGUGAAGCACAACAGUUUUCUAACUCGGCACAUUUAUCAAUGAAUAAAUAUAAAGAUAAAAAAUGGUAUCAAUUGUAAUUUGUGUAGUAUAGACAUUGAUAAGUAGAAUGUAGAAUCAUCAGAAUAGAAUAUUCCUACAAAUAGAAAAAUUGUUAUCUUUUUAACUCUUUUACUUAAAAGAAUGAAAGUGGAAUGUGUAGGAAUUUCUUCCACGGCAUAAUUGAUGAAUUGUCACAAUUAUGAGAAUGUAUCGUUAUUAGGUACAGAAACGUUAUAUGUAAGAAAACGCUCGAAACAAACAACGACCACGCCGCUGCUUUAGUUGUUACGACUGCUUUAGAAUAAAAAUGUUAUAGAUGAUUGAUCCAAAUAUGUGUGCGCUGUAGUCUGUGCGACAAACAGAUGUUGUAAAUAUUGCAUUUUAAUAGUAACUAUGAAUGUAAAUAUGUUGUUAACGCUAGGUCAUUGCAUAAUAAAACUGAGCGAAAUAUUUUUAAA